Molecule: messenger RNA, 1274 nt
Organism: Oryza brachyantha (malo sina)
Lineage: Eukaryota; Viridiplantae; Streptophyta; Magnoliopsida; Poales; Poaceae
Product: eukaryotic translation initiation factor 3 subunit J-A-like
Exons: 6
Coding region: 237-932 (231 amino acids)
Cellular component (GO): cytoplasm; eukaryotic translation initiation factor 3 complex
Molecular function (GO): translation initiation factor activity
Source: RefSeq, a predicted model, not a curated record
AAAAAAGGCCAGCGAAGCCGAGGCGAAUCAGCCCAACUCAUCGUCUCCCCCAACCCUCCAGAACCUUCCGCCUCCGCCGCCGCCGCCUCCCCCCGCCGCCGACUCGGCCGCGGAAACCCUAGCGCCCCGCUCCCCGCGGCCUCACCCUCCUCCGGGCUCCGCCACCUCCUCGUCUCCGGCCUCUCCGCCUCCCGCGCUGCCGUCAGCCGGCCAGAUCUCGACGCCGUCAAACCGCCAUGGAGGACUGGGAUUCUGAAGACUUUCAGCCUGCAGCACCUGGUGCAAAAGCUGAGACACUUAAAAGUAAGUGGGAUGAUGAAGAUGUGGAAGAAGAGGAUGUAAAAGAAUCAUGGGAAGAGGAGGAGGAGGAGAAACCUAAACCACCGCCUGUAGAAAAGACUGCACCAAAACCUAGCGGGAAAGGUGCUGUGAAGAAAGGAAAACAACAAGCAUCAACUAGCACUGAAGUAGUUCAAGACGAAGCUCUGGAUGAUCCUGCUCUAGAGAAACUUCGCCAACAAAGGCUAGUGGAAGAAGCUGAUUUCAAAUCAACUACAGAACUUUUCGGAAAGAAGGAUGGCAGUGAAAAGUCCCUAGAGACAUUCAUACCAAAGUCCGAGAGUGAUUUUGCAGAAUAUGCUGAGCUUAUCGCAAAUAAACUGCGCCCCUAUGAGAAAAGCUUUCACUACAUGGCUCUACUCAAGAAUGUCAUGAGACUAUCGAUGACAUCAUUGAAAGGUGCGGAUGCGAAAGAUAUAUCCUCCUCCAUCACAGCAAUUGCUAAUGAAAAGAUCAAAGCUGAAAAAGAAGCUGCAGCAGGCAAAAAGAAACAAGGGACAAAAAAGAAGCAACUACAGAUGGAGAAUAAAGACGACGAUUUCAUCCCUGGAAGGGGUAAUUUUGAUGAUCCUGAUGAGUACGACUUCAUGUGAUCGGCUGGCUGUGAGGGAAUCAUAUUCUUCGAUGUAUACCUUGGCAAGCAGAGAUUAGAGUUUGCGGCAUAGUUGGUAUUUCAUUCAGAGGCAUCUGAACACUUGAAACGAUUGCAUGGGAACAUGCCCAUGCUGUGUUCGACGUUGAUUUUGACUCUUCUUGAGAUAGGAAGAGCGCCUGUGUGCUCGACACACGAGGCGUCUUUUCCUUGUUCUUAGUCCACAUUGUGUUUUUGUCUGUUGAUGGGUUUGGAUCUAUUUUUUGUCAACUGUAGUAUAACGUGUAUCUGGUUAAUAUUGGAGUCAUGCAAGUGAAUCUUGGUGGGUGCCUCGUUUGUUUUC